UUCGGUUGUCGCCCUGUCUACACAUCUUGGGACGCAGAGGCACUACAGACUGCUCAAUGUGUCGAUAAGGAGACUAUUUACAUGAUACUCAGCAUCGCUAACAUCAUUAUGGACGUGGUCAUGUUGUUGCUUCCCCUGAAGAUCGUCAUUCCACUUCAGAUGGCUAGAAGGCAGAAGGCUUCUGUCAUCUUACUCUUCGCCACUGGCAUCUUUGUCUGCGCAUCGGCGAUCAAACGGACAAUCAUCCUCCCGCCACUGCUGAAGAGUGCCAAUUACAGCUGGGAGGUAGCCGAAAACUUCAACUGGUCCUUUCUCGAGGCAAAUGCCGGAAUUGUGUGUGCCUCGGUUCCUGGAUUGCAGCCCUUCUUUGUUCGAUACCUGCCAAGCUUCAUUUCUUCACGGAUCACCGGCUCAGAUGACAAGAGCGGAAAGAAGUCAUUGCCAUACUCAACGGUCAUCGAGAACAACAGGAAGAGACGCAACUUACAGUCCGAAUCGUACGAACUACAGUCACACGAAGAUAUUCCAGAAGGGAGUUGA
Molecule: messenger RNA, 540 nt
Organism: Colletotrichum phormii
Lineage: Eukaryota; Fungi; Ascomycota; Sordariomycetes; Glomerellales; Glomerellaceae
Exons: 2
Source: RefSeq, a predicted model, not a curated record